Manduca sexta (tobacco hornworm) is the source of this 1898-nucleotide messenger RNA. RefSeq lists its product as uncharacterized. The transcript has 2 exons. The coding region runs from base 253 to 1869 and encodes 538 amino acids. Lineage: Eukaryota; Metazoa; Arthropoda; Insecta; Lepidoptera; Sphingidae. The record is from RefSeq and is a predicted model, not a curated record.
UCUAUUUAAUUCUCUUUGGUCAUAUUCCUUUCUACUAGCUAUGGAAAAAUCAAGCAUUGUAUCAUAAUAAUAUAUUUUUUAUCGAUUUCAACACAACACUCUUCAGCAUGUAAAGUUGCAUUUCCGUGGCGUGUAUUAUAAUUAUGGGCAAAAUAAUAAAAUCAUGAAAAACAAUUAGCCCACAGAAAAAAAUAUGUACAGGAAAUAUAAUAUUAUUAUUUCGUGUUUAUUAAGUCUAUAAAUCUUUCGAACAUGGCUGCUUCCAAGGAAGAUGAAAGAAGAAAAGAAAAUAUUCGGAACAAUAUACUCAUACUAUAUAAAAAUCCUUUACCUGAUAAGAUAUAUUUUUUGUACAAUAAAAAUAUUGGGGCAGUCAAAAACAAAAUAGACACGGAGCCAACCGUUAUAGCAAAGAGUUGGCGCCUUCAUUAUGUUGAAACAGAGCCAAUUUAUCACAAACUCUUAAACGUAAUUGUAGAUAAAAGGUUUUACAAAUUUAAAAUACCAAUUCAAAAUGGAGCAUUACGACAAAUAGAAAGUGACCAUAAAAUUAAUAGAGAGAAUGUAUUAUUAAUAUCUACAAAAAGAUCAUUCACACUUCCAAACUGUACCAACAGCCCCACCGUAGACCCGUCUGAUGACGAAGGUAGUUCUGUAGGCGUAAAUGGUGUCACUGAUUUAAGUUUUGGGACUGCAAAAACGAUCGUUUACAGCUUUAUAUGCUCAAAUGAGUUGUCGAUAAUGUUUUUUUGCAUUGAUAAAUUAGAACAUAUGUUGAAUCAAUUCAGUUUCAACAAUGUUAAGCGAUCGAAAAGAAACCAAUUAGAUCUUUUUGAGAAACAAAGACAACAUGAAUUAUUGUUCAAGUAUGAUAAUCUUGAUAAAUCUUUAAAGGAAUAUAAGAACACGCCAUUGAGAAUACAGGAAGAGAGUAAAACUUGCAACAUAAAAGUAGUUAAAUCUGCUAGAGUUUGGAAAUGCAUACAUUAUAAAUAUAAACUCAAAAAACCGUUGGUAACUUAUAUAAGACAUUGGCACAUACGAAAUACAUGCCAUGGUUACACAUUAAGAAAUAUUUUAAGAAGACUCUAUGUAAAUACGUUGACUUUCAUGAAAAACAAUUACAUUGUAUUAAUAUAUAAAGCAAAAAUCAACACGAAUAUUACUUUACAACCGAAAAGCUUAAUUAUAGCAUUUUGUAAAAGACAAGAAGCUUUUAUUGAUAAAUUAUUGAGAAUUAAUGAUGCACAUAUUUUAAUAUGUUCUACGUAUCCAUUUAGACGUCCUAAAUAUAUGCCAAAGGACGAUCCUGUUGUUGAAACUUUACAAGGCGUAAUGUAUUCAAGAGGAUCGACGACCAGUUCAAAUAUUGUCAUCCUGAGGAAUUAUUUACAGAGCAAGAAUAAUAAUGCCAAUAAAUCGCUCAAAAACUCUCUCAGUGACUUGAAAAAACCGUCUACUGUAAAUAAUACUACGGAAUUCGAAGAUGGAGGCUUCAAAACAUUUGCUAUCCUUUCUAUAGACAACUUAUUAGCACAUUACUAUAACAUAAUGCAAACACAAACAGUAAAUAAUCCCUUUAACCAAAAUAAAUCUAAUGAAAAAAUGCAUUGCAACUCAACAUUCAUUGUGGGCAAGAUAUGGUUAAGAGAUUUUAUUAGUAAUUCGCAAUAUAUUAAACCUCACUUUAAUAAGACUUUUUAUAAGCCAGAUUUUAUAAAUGAAACUAUGUUUGAUACUCCGUUAUUAGACAGAUAUGUAGAAGUUGUGAAUAAAGUAUAUAAUAUUCUCACAACACAAAUAAGUUUCAAAAAUAUUUUAAAACCAUUGGGACAAAAUUUCAUUUAUGUUAUCUUCAGUAACAGAUAGCAAUUUGAUAAAUAAAACAGAACAUAGUA